Messenger RNA from Dibothriocephalus latus, 471 nucleotides. NCBI's taxonomy places the organism in Eukaryota, Metazoa, Platyhelminthes, Cestoda, Diphyllobothriidea, Diphyllobothriidae. The record is from the annotation of a GenBank genome assembly.
AUGAACCAGUUCACUCAAAGGCGAAAAUCCGUUUUGUGCAGAUUGAAACUACACCCACCUCUCAAUGGCGGCUCCCUAAAGUUUGACGCUGCCAGUAAAAAUGCAAUCAGUGACGGCGUUUUGGAGGCCGUCUCCAGUCUACUAAAACCACUGCGGAUCGGCAUCGCCCACAGACCAGAGUCAACAAUACGGUACCUAGUUAUGAGACCGAAGGCCCCUCUGUCCCGGGGUGAAACAGCUUACUUCAUCUACCAGAACAAAAGUAAUUCUUGCGCGGUGGACUAUGUUGGAGAGACUAGGAAACGCUUGCAAACCCGGGUGACGGAACACAUGAGGUCAGUAAGACGGUUGGACCCACAAUCUUUGGUGGAUGAACAUUUUGCAGACUCCGGACACACGCUUGCCUUCCAGAAUGCCGAAAUUCUGGGUCGAGGAAUAGAUCGCGUAGCGAGGGAAAUUAUCGAGGCCUAG